Messenger RNA from Mesorhabditis belari, 1962 nucleotides. The record is from the annotation of a GenBank genome assembly. Lineage: Eukaryota; Metazoa; Nematoda; Chromadorea; Rhabditida; Rhabditidae.
AUGUGUUUAAUUCUUUUGAUAUUUCUAAUUUCUCGAUGCUUAGCAACGAGUGAUGUAUGGAAAGCGUUGGAUGAAUCGCAUUGUACAGGAAGACUUUACAUAGUCACGUCCAAUGAAAAGACGCACAUAUUGAAAUCACCAAAUUAUCCGCUACAGUAUCCCGACAAUUUCACUUGUCAUUAUUUGAUCGGGCACAGAGAUGGCUGGUGGACUUCUCUAGAGUUUGAUGCUUUUGAAAGUGAUCCAGACGAUUAUAUGCAAAUCACGGAACGUAUCGAAUUCAAUAACACAAAAUACGAUAUUCCCCGGGCAUUUCUCCGAGGUUCACAAACUCAAUCGACUCCUUUUAUUUCGGGUGACACUGGGAGCGAUUUUUUGCUCACAUUCAGAAGUGGAAGUGGAGGAAAAAGUGCAAAACGAGGAUAUGGAUUUCACUUGACUGUGAAAAGAACAGAGGACACAGAAGCAACGCCAGCUCGUUGUCGAACGCCAAUCAAUUUCGUAGACCCGGAUGGACAACGAUUAGAAACUGAUAAACCGGGAAACGAAUUCGAUCCAGGUUGCACAAAACUUCUGCUUGCUCCCGAAGGAAAAACGAUUCAUUUCAACGCGCUGAAUGCUUCAUCUAAUGCAAUUUAUUAUGUGGCUGAUUUUGAUGAAGUUUGGAAUGAAAAACGGAUGUCAACAUGUAAAGAAGAACUUGCCAAAGGAACAGAUCCAAACUCACUUCUGACUCACUAUUACGAAUCUUUCACCAAUAAAUUGAUUGUCAUGAUUUGCCCGACUUUCACAACUGAGCAAGCUUUCGCAUUCGAUGUGAUUACACAGGAGAAAAGAUGCAUUUGCACAAGAUCGAGCUAUGUUUUCAAUGAAAUUUAUCCAAAGCAUUUCUAUUCUUCUCCAAAUUUCGGUCAUGGAAUCUGUGAGAAUUUCAUGUGUGCUAUCAAUGUUGUGAAUGAGAUGAAAGACAAUCAGACACACUUUUGGAGUGUUUAUUUGGAGAUAAAGAAAAGACACCAACUCCCAGAAUUGCCCACAUUUGCCUUGCUUUUAUCGGGAUUUGAUGCUGAUGAAAACGAGUUAUUCAGCUUGAACUCCACAGCUCCUCUAUCUCACAAAUUUGGAAUUGCCGCAAAAAAUUUCACAAUCAUUUCAAAAGAGGGCGGUGUUCAACUCCAUCUUCGGCUCUAUGCUUCAUCGAUAGACUGCAGUUGUUUCAAUGGUGGCAAACAGAUGCUAGAGCUCGAGAUCAAAGAACCAACAAUGAGUAGAGGAGUCGAUUUCUGGAUUCCCAAAGAUUGUCCUCCGCAAGAUUGCUGGGUGAGAGUGAAAAAUCGACCAGGAAUGAUCUUAUCGGUUGUACCAUUAGCAAAUGUUGCACUGAAUCACAAUGAGCGCUUUGAAUUGCUUUUGGAUGGAAAACUCAAGAGAGCUAUCUACAGCGAGCACGAGUACGGUUUGGCUACCUUUUUCACUGAUGAGUAUGGCAGUGAAAUGAAUACCACCAAUUACAUCUACUUUCAUUUGAGUACCCGUAAUCGAACAGAGGGAAACUUUUCGGAAACGAAUAUUACGAUGAGACUUGAAUGGUCGAGAGACUGUAAGUGUCAAGAAGAGACGAUUAAUCUGGUCGAUGAUCAACCAAGAAUCAUCACUUCACCACGGUAUCCAGAGAACUACUGUGAUAGCCUCCAUUGUAUCUACCAUUUCAAUGCCGAAGAGGGAAUUGGCAUCAAAUUCAAGGUUCUUGACUAUGAUUUGGCCCCAGAUGGUGAUGAAUUGUAUUACUUUGAGAAAAGCGCACAAACACAUCAUCCACAACUUGAAAAUGGUAGCUCAAAGACGAUCACUGGGAAUUAUGUGGCUAUUGUCUUUGUAAGCGAUAGCUCCGAUACGGCUCGUGGCUUCAAGAUCCAAGCGGAAACAUAUCUCAUCCCGAAAGAAUCAUCCGGCUUCAGCUAU